CUACGCGCCCAGGCUGUGAGCAAGAGUCUAGGCCGCCCUGGCCGCCUGGGAGCCCCUGAAGCAGAGUAACUCGCUGGGGCUUUGGGAAGGGGGCGGGCCCAGGACCACGAACACCACCCCUCAACCCUGCCUGGCUUCGCUCCCAGUGGCCUCGGGGGCGCGCAGCCGGGGAGACUGACGCGAAGCCCCCAGCUUUCGUAAGAGCGUGCGCGCGCCCGAGGACGUACGCCAUCGGCGUCGGCUCCCGCCGGCUGGGCGUUCAGUGGCCGGUGUAGCAGAGCGUGAGCGGUGGGCGGCGAGCAGAGGAGCGAACAGGUGGGGGCACGGCACGCGGACGGACCCCCCAAAGGCCGGGAGGAGGCGCGCGAGGCGACCUUUCCUGACCUCCCGGAGAACCCUCCACUCCAUUGUCUCCUGGCCCCACCCUCCAUUGGGCACGCCCUUCACCUUAUCCCCCACCACUUAUUGGCUGCAGGUCACGCUCCUCCUCAAUUUCUGCUUCCCCAUUGGCUCUUCACCUUGUCCUCUCCGGGGCUUCUCGUCGGCACAGGCCACACCCUCUCAUUUGUCACCAGACCCCGCCUUAAUAGUGGGGGGCUCCUCCCCCAUCCAUCCUUCAUUCAUUAUGCACCCAGUGCUGGGUGCUUGGUACACGGGGGUGAAUCAGACCCCGUUCCUGCCUUCGGGGAGUUCAGGGGGUGGUAGGAGGACACGGACCUAGGCUCCGACAGUGACAGCUCUGAGUAAAGAAGUCGCCGAAGCAGUGGGACACUACACGCGGAGAAGGCUUCCUAGAGGAAGUGAGGCCUAAACUGAGCCUUGAAGAAUGAUUAAGUUUGCUCCAGGAAUAUAUUGCAAAGGCACUCUUGGCGGAAGGACCCGAGACGUGAAAAAAACAGGCGUAUUCUGGUAAUUUCGAGGAGGCAACUGAAGCUGCACUGUACCACCUCCCAGAUUGAGUGAGCACAGAGGUUAGAAUCACGAGUAAGGGGCUCAGUCCUUGCCUUCAGGAGCUCAGGCUGAGAGGAUUCCAGUAACCACCAUCUAGAGGUCGACAGUGUGGGGAGUUGGAGUGACCCGGCUGGAUGUGACCCCCAAGACAGAAUGGUGCUGGACUCGGGGGCUCAGGCGUAUGAUCAGGCACCCCCCAGCCCCCCUACCAGUCCCCCAUCCCUGCGCCAUAGGCUGAAGCCCUCAGACCGAGAUGGGCCACCACUGUACCCCUGGUCUCAGUCCCUGGCCUUGCCCCUGGCUCUGGCAGUCCCCCCAGCACUGCAGCCCCAGCCUGAGCAGCAGCCGUUCUCACAGAUGCACCUGGGUCACCGUGGCCACAUGCGUCGCAGUGAGAGCACCUACUCUGUAAAUAGUAUUGGCCGGCAGGGUCGUGGCACCCUGGGACGGCCUCCACUUGGACGGGGACGGAACCCAGGUGGGGGCACCCUGCGGCCUGCAGCCUCCCUGCCUCACAUUGCUAAGACUCAAAGGGAUGCAGGCCAUAUUGCCAGCAAGAGCCCCUGCAUGUUGGUGGCUCUGCGGCCAACCAACAUGGACCGUGAGCGAGACAAGUUCUUCCAGUCCCAUUACACCUACAAUCCACAGUUUGAGUACCAGGAGCCCAUGCCCACGGCUGUGCUGGAGAAGUACUGUGAGGCCUCUGGACAGUUCAUCCAUCAGGCAGUUGGCAUCAUUGAGGCUGUUCUGGAGAAGUUUGGAACCUAUGAACACUUUGAGGCUGCCACUGGGGGGCAGCUGCUCACCAAGUGCCAGAUAUGGUCGAUUGUGCGCAAAUACAUGCAGAAGGAGGGCUGCGUCGGGGAGGUUGUGGUGCAGCUGAGUGAGGACCUGCUGUCCCAGGCAGUGAUGAUGGUGGAGAACAGCCGGCCCACAUUGGCGAUCAACCUGACCGGAGCCCGCCAGUACUGGUUGGAGGGCAUGCUGCGGCAUGAGAUAGGCACCCACUACCUGCGGGGCGUGAACAACGCGCGCCAGCCGUGGCACAACGCGGAGGGCCGGCUGCGGUACGGGCUGCGGCCGGCGAACCCCACGGAGGAGGGCCUGGCCAGCCUGCACAGCGUGCUGUUCCGCAAGCAGCCGUUCCUGUGGCGCGCUGCGCUGCUCUACUACACCAUCCACCGCGCCGCGCGCAUGUCCUUCCGUCAGCUCUUUCAGGACCUGGCGCGCUACGUGCAGGACGCCGACGUGCGCUGGGAGUACUGCGUGCGCGCCAAGCGCGGCCAGACGGACACCUCGCUGCCUGGUUGUUUCAGCAAGGACCAAGUGUACCUGGACGGCAUCGUGCGCAUUCUGCGACAUCGCCAGACCAUCGAUUUCCCGCUGCUGACCUCACUGGGCAAGGUGUCCUAUGAGGAUGUGGACCACCUGCGGCCCCAUGGGGUGCUGGAUAAUACCCGGGUGCCCCACUUCAUGCAGGACUUGGCACGCUACCGGCAGCAGCUGGAGCACAUCAUGGCCACCAACCGGCUGGAUGAGGCGGAGCUGGGUCGCCUGCUACCCGACUGAUGUCCGUUGAGGGCUGCAGAGAGAGGCCCUGGACAGAAGCUCCAGAUAGGCCCCCAGAACAUGAAGCAGUUUGCUCUGUGCUUCCAUGGCCUAGGUGUUUCUUGGGGGUGUUGGGAGGGCAGGAGCAUUCCUUGAGGAGGAGUGGCAACAUCAAAGUGUUUGUGUCCCUUGCCAGCCUCCCUGGGGCCUGGGGACCUGCAGCAGCAUGUCUGGCAAACUGAGUCACCCUCCUGCCUCCAGCUCCCUGUUGAGCAGAGGGAAGGCACGGGGGCAGGAAGAGAGCUGAGCAUUGAUGGGGAUGGGGGUGAUUUGGGAAUAGAAACUUGUCCUUGCAUGAGAUGGCUUUGGUUGUCCAAGUACUCGAGUCUCUCCCUUCCCUCACCUGGCCCCUUGGUGCUCCUUCAGCAUUCGUGCAGUCUACCUCUCACUGGGUCCUGGUGGGGGUCGGGAUCCCUUCUCCUGGGGUGAUUGAUGGCCUGAGCCUGGGGUUCUGGUAGUAGAGACCCAGCUGGUCUGGGGUCUGCUUUCCAACAUUUUGCCUCUCUCACUGGUCAUGUAUUUAUUCCAUAUUUAUAUGGUCUACUUCCUGUGGCUGCCAGCAGCAGCUCCUGAAGGUUCUGUGGGAGGGGGUGGGGGUGGACAGGACACUCCUUCCUGGAAGGCACCAAUUUUCCCAGCCCCACUCCCAUUACACACACACACACACACACACACAGUGAUUCAGGCCUUGAGAGUCAAGCCCAAGAGCUCCCUUGGCCCUGUUCCCCACUCCCUCCACUGGCCUCUGCUGUUCUGUCUUUGCUCACACCCUCACAGCUGGUCUCUGGCAGAAGUUGGCAUAGCCUAGGAGCAGCUGCAAUUGCACCUGAGGGACAGGCCCUAGAGUAUGGUGGCCCAAGUCCUGAACCCCUCUUGGACCAGGUGAGGUGCAGAGGUGGUUGCUGCUUCCAGUUUCCCUUCAGACUUAGCUGUGUGACCCCCACUCCUAUCCUUUGGCCUUAGUUUUCCCAUCUGUAAAACUCAGAAACGCAGUUGGAAAGUCCUUAUUCAUUUAGUAAGCGAAUAUAUUAUAAUAUGGAUAGAGCACCUUUUGUGUAAGUUACUGGUCAGAAUCCUCACUGAGCUCCCAGUCCAGAGGGAAGCCAGACAAUUAAAACAGUAAUGACAA
Symphalangus syndactylus (siamang) is the source of this 3688-nucleotide messenger RNA. RefSeq names its product microtubule associated tyrosine carboxypeptidase 1 (gene MATCAP1). The record is from RefSeq and is a predicted model, not a curated record. Lineage: Eukaryota; Metazoa; Chordata; Mammalia; Primates; Hylobatidae.